Styela clava is the source of this 4480-nucleotide messenger RNA. Its product is annotated as OTU domain-containing protein 5-A-like. Gene Ontology annotation, biological process: protein deubiquitination. Lineage: Eukaryota; Metazoa; Chordata; Ascidiacea; Stolidobranchia; Styelidae. Gene Ontology annotation, molecular function: cysteine-type deubiquitinase activity; K63-linked deubiquitinase activity. The record is from RefSeq and is a predicted model, not a curated record.
UAGAUUAGGGCUGUAGAAUAGAUGCUAACAAAAUUCUGUGUUUUAAGUAGGUUAGUUAAUUAAUAGACAUUGAAAAUGGGUUUUGUCAACUUUUGUGUUUUACUUUGGUGUGACAGUAGGAUUUAGGAUAUAAUUUACAACCAACCAGCAGUUACGUGAACUACGGUACCGUAAUCUACAAUCUACGGACAGACUGAGGCAAGGAGUCCAGCAAUCUUUUCGUACAUUGCAAUAUUUAGACAUUUUGCACAGUUUUUGCCGAUCUUUGGCUCUGAAUCAAAAUGAUGAACUGCCUGCAUACACUUGUGAACUCGACUGGUUUUUUAAAGAUUUUUUUGUUUCAUUUAAUGGUACUAAAAUUUGAGUUUCAUCAUGCCGAAAAUUUUUCAUGUUUAUUCCUAUUCAUUAUCUUAAAUAUAAUAUAUCAGUUUGUUUAGAUGAACUCAACUUCAACUUACAUUCCAUAUCAUUAUAUUUAUCUGAGAUUUCUAAUACUUAUAUGCUAAAAAUAAUAGAUGUAUUUUUUCCCAUGUUCUGGCAAACUUCUACUUCACCCUACAAGUCUAUAAUUAAUACUACUUGCAGUUGACUGGCUAUAUAUAUGUAUACCAUCAAGUCAACAUGUUGAUGCAUGCAAUAGCCUAUUUUACUAUUCCAGCACAGCUCACGUCACGUAGAGCAAGAAACUGAUCAGUUACACAUCUGUAUAAAUAUGAAAAUCCUUCUAUUCAAAAGGAAGCCACAUAUUGUAAAGCAUUUCCUAAAUCAUUCACUUCCUAUUUAUUUUGUAUAUGAUUGACAAGUGUCAAAACUAUCUAUAUUAUCCUUCCAGUUUCAUUUUUUCUUGGUAAAUGUAUCUUAAUAAAAAACAAACAGUUUAAUUCUCUUUUUCUUUCAAUAUAAAACCUAUUUGAUGCUGUUAAUUUUGAGUGAAUCAUUAAGCCUUUUCAAGACAUAAAAUGGUAUAUUUUACCUGUUGUUUGGAAAAGAUAUUCACACAUCAAAAUAGAACGAUAAUGAAAACUCAAUGAAAGUUGAAUUGCCCGAGUCUGGCACACUCAAAAGUUAUGUUUAUCUAAUCUUUGUGGCAAUUUCCUUAUACAGGACAUUGUUUUUCUUUUUUCUAUGAAUGACCGUUUUGAGCCUGGAUGUAUUUUUUAAGUAUCAAAUAUUAAUUUGCGACCUUGCAGCCGUGAUCACUGAGAAGUCAUGCAUGGCUAUGAUCGGUAAAAAUGUACGUCAUCAAUUUCAGUGUUGUAUCUGGCCAGAAAUUACGAAAGAGUUACGGUAAAUUGUUAAUCCGCAUGAUAUAGUAGUACCAAUUUACAAUGUUGAGUCAAUUUUUAAUUAUAGGCCUGGUUGUAACUUUAAUUACAAGUAUUGUCAUUAUCCCAUUGGAAUCCAAGUUUUAGUGGUAUGCUGUAAUUAAUUAAUUAUAAAUAGUGCCAUCAUUGUAUUCAGACAAUAGUAGACAUAACUUCAAGGUGAACUAUUUUUUUCACUGAAUAAUGGGUUAUACACAACCCAUUUGGUUAAUCCCACAUCCCUUUCAAGUUUUAUUGAAGUCAUAUUUUCCUUCCCUGGUCUCAAAGUUGCAAUAGUUAUCAUUAUGAAUUUGCCAUGAAUGAUAUUUCAUGCUCGAAUUGGAAAUAUAUUAUAAUCUUCAAGCAAUUAUAACUGGAGGGUAUAUCUGAAAAACUAAUUUUUGUCAAUGUAAUACCCAAACAUAGCAUUUUUCUUAACUGCUAAUACGCUAUUAGACGCUUCCUCAAUAUCCAGUUUUGAACAGGCCAUACAAAAUUGAAUGCUUCAAAUGAGUGUAGACAGCUGUUUUAACACUAAUUCAAAGAAAUGAAUUCUUAAGUAUCCAUGUGUUAAAAUGGCUUGGAUGUGUGAAGCACCAACACAGUCAUAAAUUGUCAGAGAUCUCAAAUUUUCUGCUUAGAAUAAUGGUAAUUUGGAGGCUGGUGUUGUAUAGAAUAAAAUCUCAGAUAACAUUCCAUAGUGUUAUUUAUCCAUUGGAUUUUGCAAAACUUUAAUAUGUGACCUGUGUUGUUAUCUCUUCAUAUCUAUAGAAAAUCCAAUACCGAGUGCUCUGAUUUGGAACGGAUUUUUAUUUUUUGAAAAGAUACGACUAAGGCUUUGUAAAAUUUCAGAAAGCCAAUGAGAUAAUUUUAAAUAUACACUAUAAUAAUAUCAUUGAUAAGCUAUUACCGACAUUUUUUAGGAAUAUCAAGCAUUACUUUUUAUCCUAUUGCCAUCAACACCCUAAAGUGCAUUGAAUCAAAAUGUGCAUAUUAACAAAAACUAUUGUUCCACCAAUCUACAAGGGCUAUUUUGUUUAAUUAAAUGCAUUAUCAUAUCCAUCUAAAUCUUGUCUAAUUGUUUAUAUAGAAGAAAUAGAAUAAACUGUAAUAGUCGUCACAAUGACGAUUUUAGAUAGGGAAGUUACUGCUAAAAACAAAGAAGAAACGGGACAGUCACGAAAACAAAAUCAUGACAAUGGAAAUCGUAAACAGAAAUCACGGAGUGGUCACUCUGGUUAUAGACCAUCAUCCCAACACAGAAGUGGACAAGUUAGUCCAGCUAAUGAUUUUAACUUCUGGAGAGAUCCAAUGGUGGGUCACAGAAAUCCAAGAAUUGAAGUUCCACCUCAUGAAGCUGAAAGAGUGAAUAUUCAUGAAGACUUAGCUUUGCGUAAUCAUUUGAAACCAAGGGGCCUCUCAAAAAGCAGUGCUGUACCUACACAAAGUGAUUCACUCACUGCAAUGAUAGAGACAACAUCAAAUGAAAUGUCUCAUUCUGUUGUUGAUGGGAAUUGUAUUCAGCUUGGAAUACCUAAAAUAUCACAAACAAGUGAUAUGAACAUGCCUUCAUCUUCACAGUCUGUCAAAAAUUCAGCUCGACACGGGAAAAAAAGUGCUGAUAAGAAGAUAUCCCAUAAAAAGAAAAAUCGAAGGUCUGCUCCAUAUAGCCAGAGUAACAAAUUAUCAAAAUCUCAUAUGAAAACCAAUGUUCAAGUUCAUCGUGUGCACUUGCAAACUGAAGAAAUUGCAGAAAGCACUGACAACAGUACUAGUGCUACUGCUAGGCCUUAUGGAACAGGAACAACACUGGGAAAUGAAAAUCCAUUCAUAGCCAAUGAUAUGGAUGGGCAAUAUAAACAAUUCCCUAAUGAAGCCACUGGGUUUCUAAGGACUAUGACAGUAAAUCCAGACAAAUUUUCUAAUAUUUCCAAUUUCCCCAAAAGUUCCCACAGUUCCCCAAGCAGUAUGUUGGAUACAUCAUGUUCUGGUUUAGAUAAAAAUACCACAAAUGAAGUGAAUGAUGCAAAACAUAACUCUGAUGAUGAAUAUGAUCAGAAUCGUUUGCAAAAAUUACAUCGUGGAGUAGAUUUUAAAACACUUGAAAGUGAAUUUGAAGAAAAACUAAAAAAGGUUCGUGGCUUCAUAAUAAGACCAAUGGGAGAGGAUGGAGCUUGUUUGUUCAGAGCAGUUGCUGAUCAAGUAUAUGGAGAUCAAAAUAUGCAUGAUGAAGUACGCAAAAAUUGCAUGAAUUACAUGAUUAAGAAUUCUGAUUAUUACAGUAAUUAUGUAACAGAAGACUUCCAUUCAUAUGUAGACCGAAAACGUGAUUUAACUGAGUAUGGUAAUCAUUUGGAAAUGCAAGCCAUGGCUGAACUUUAUAAUCGUCCAUUUGAGGUUUACCAGUAUGCAACAGAACCCAUAAAUACCUUUCAAGCUAGUCAUUUAACUGCAAACCCACCAAUAAGAGUUAGCUAUCAUCAAAAUUCACAUUAUAAUGCCGUCAUAGAUCCAUAUAAAGCAACAAUAGGUGUUGGGCUAGGACUUCCUUCUCUCAAUCCUGGAAUGGUUGAUAAAGGCAUGCUAAACUCUGCUCUAGAAGCUUCAUGUGAGGAAUGGGAACAACAGAUGUUGAAUGACAAGGUUCAAGCCACCGACUGGGAAAGCACCGAUGAUGCCAUAUUAGAACAGGUGGCACGUGAAUCUUACAUGGAAUAUAUUGAACAAAAAUCAAGCAAAAUUCAAGAAAUACAGCCAAAACUUGCUAAUGCAAAACUUUCACCCCCUCGAGAACCCAGUGUUUCGAACAUUUAUUCUAAACCAGAAACACCCAAAAUAGUGAAAGAAUUCCCUAAGAAGUUCAAUCGUACUGCUACAAACUCAUCUACCGGUGAUUGGGUGGCUGAGGAUGAAGAGUGGCAGGUCUUAUCUAAAGUAUUAGCUAAUUCACAACAAGAGUAUAUGGACGCUUUAAAACAUCAUGCUACUCAUUCCAAAGCCACCUGUAGCAAAUAUACAUAGCUAUAUUUCUAAUGAAUUUUCUAUAAGAUGUGACUGAUGGCACAAGCGAGAAACCUUCAGGUCACUAAUUAAAUUUUUUUUUAUCUGUGUACUUUGAUCAAAGGAAUUAAUAGAUUAUUCUCUUAGUGCUAAUAAAUUUUCUAAAUGUAUAUCAA